Messenger RNA from Petromyzon marinus (sea lamprey), 4326 nucleotides. It is a transcript of the gene SLC22A6, whose product is annotated as solute carrier family 22 member 6. NCBI's taxonomy places the organism in Eukaryota, Metazoa, Chordata, Hyperoartia, Petromyzontiformes, Petromyzontidae. Gene Ontology annotation, biological process: transmembrane transport. Gene Ontology annotation, molecular function: transmembrane transporter activity. The record is from RefSeq and is a predicted model, not a curated record. Gene Ontology annotation, cellular component: membrane.
CCUCGUGUACCGUGCCGGCCUUCGUAGGUGUUCGCUAACAGCACUUGCCCCAACGGUCUGUUGAAGCUUUACGGUGGAUUUUUGUCUGUAAUGUGUGUUGAACUUCUUUCGCGCCGUACGUUUGCCAUACUAAUCGAAGGUGUGCGAGAGACGCUUGUUUUUGCCGAGCUCGGGUCAAAUCAAACACGUCACACCGCCCGGCCGCCGUUGUUUCACUCCCAGUGCUGGUGUGACAUUGACCGCAAACUCCACAGCAAUGCAAGUUGCUUGGUUUGUGUUUCCUCACGGCGGAGGUGACCGUGGGCACGAAUCCUGAGCCCUCACAUCCCACAAGCAAAAGCUCCUUCACAAAGGAUGCGUGGCCUCACAUCACGAGCACGGUUCCAUUUAAAAAAAAACGGUGUCAAUCAUGUUACGGUUGAUGAUGCUGCUGCUGCGUCUGCUAUUAUUACCGGUGAUGGAUUAAAAUUGCUGUUACUGAUGAUGAAUGUGACGAUGUUGCUGCUAUUGAUGAUGUGAUGCUGCUGCAACUAAUGAUGAAUGUGAUGCUGCUGGUGGUGGUGCUGUUGCCGCUGCGUCUACUAAUACUGCUGAUGAUAGAGGAUUGACUUAUGAUUAAUGUGAAGAUUGUAUUUCCAUUACAUCAUCAGCUUUCAACAGUGGGUUUUCUUUUUUCGUGCAUAACAAAUUAAACAUCUCCAUCCCUUUUUAAACCCCUCUCGCUCACUAUGUCUUCGUGGUUUCAAAUAUAUAUAUUUUCUUUUAACCUUUCCCCAACCCCCUAUCAAUGCAAAAGCAUCACCAUGCUAGCCCCAGUCGUGUGAAGGGCCGUGUUUACGUCUUCAAGUGUGACAUCUGGAACCUCUGGAACUGAAAAAAACCGGUUUAAUUCCUGGGAUAUAUGGAUGGUGGUCGAGGUUAGGGACAGUGGCAGCCAAAAGAGGAAACGGCGCUUGAGAGCAUUAGCCCACCGUGGAGAUGUAACGAGGAAUUCCGCUCGUGCGCAGGCACGAGAUGGAUUGGUUACAAUGUUGCCUGCGGUGGUGAUGGUUGUCAGCGAUGGUGUUGAUAUCAGUGGUAGCGAUGGGGGUCAUGUUUGGUACAGUGAUAGUAUAGUCGCAGUGAUGGGUUAACAGCGCACUGUGGUGACUGGGUCAGGUUAACCACGAUGAUGUCCCAACCCUCUCUGUACCCAGCCAAGCGUGCCUAACGCUUACCUUUCGCAGCAAGGGGGGCAGAGGUGAGCGGACCUGAGCCACUGAGGCUUCGGUCAAGUUCCGUUAAACAGUGUUGGAAAGCCCUUAAUCUUCUACCGGGUGUUGGCAAUAUAAUCUACCCGUAGCAGGAUCACGGUGCCCAUACCCCCAUGUGAUGAUUAACGACCGCGCCGUGUUCUUAUAAAAUAAGGUUCAUCAUCCAUCAGCUGUCCAUUGCGGUCAGCAAACUAUGAAGUGCAACAACACUAGCCGUCGUUCGAUAGCAAGUGGCGGUGACGUCACCGCAGCGCUUGUGCCAGGCUGAGUGCACUUUGGAGGCCACGUGAAGUGUCAAAGGAAACCUCAUCCACGCACGCCUUAACGGGGCUCGAAUCGACACGUGCGAACAUCGGCCCGAAGGCCUGCGGGACGGGAACGUGUAAUUAGAAAAACUUUGUCAAAAAAUCGCUUUUUUGGGAAGAAUUCAAUCGGAGACAAGCACGUGCAGUCAGACAAUUUAACGCACACAGACCAGGAGAGAAAACGAAAGUGUCUUGAAUGAAUGUAUGGGGAAAGUAGUGGCCAUUUUCUAAAAUAAGUAUGUCAUUAUUGUUAUUCCUUUUUUAAAAUCGAUAGUUUUUAGAGUGUGGAUUUAAGCGAGAUUGAGAGAGGUGUUCAGAGUGAUGUGCGAGGGAGAAAGGGAGAUACGCAGUUGGACAGACAGAUAGACACGCGUGCACAUGUACAGGGCAAAAAGCGUGACCAAAGCUCGGUCUUCUUACAGCCUAGCUCCACAAUAGGAAAUCCACAGAGACACAAAUACACAGAGUGUGGUCACCAUAUCCCAAAAGCCACAACAACAUCACGGACUGAUAUAGAGACGAUCGUGAGACCAUAGCAUUGCCCAAGAUAAAUAUUGCAUUCAACUGUUAAAGUGCUGAGCGAGCAUAUAUGCUCAAAAAGUGACACCACCAUAGGCCGGUGGAGCAAUAUUCGCGACGGAGAGACCUAGGGAAUUGCAUGAUACAGAGCCAGGAAAGAGAGGAGAGAGACUGACUCGAAGAUUGACACACGGAUAUACACGAGACGCGUAGGAGACACAGGGAUAGAAAAGAGACAGGUCAACACCAAUUCCACCACCGGCCACCACCAUGACUUUCGCCCAAGUGCUCGACAUCGUUGGCAGCGCCGGGCGCUUCCAGGUGAUGCACGUGCUCAUCGUCACCUUACCCAUGCUCUUCCUCGCCGCCUGCAACAUCUUCCAAAACUUCGGCGGCGCCACCCCGAGCCACCGAUGCCGCGUCCCCUGGAUCGACGGCCCCAAUGCGACCCUGGCUCAGCAGGGGCUCCAACAACGAGGGGCCCAGCACGAGGGGGCCCAGCGAAGUUCCCCUUCGCUGCUGAGAGCGGCCGUGCCUCGGAACCCCCGAGGACAGGACAGCGCUUGCGAGGUGUACACGAAGCCACAGUGGCACCUGAUGCGGUGCGCGGAUGGCAACGGCACGGGCGGGGGCCACGGAUGUGAUGGUAGUGGCGAUGGGGGUGCACGGGCAGGUGAGGAUGUGCAGGUGGAGGGGUGCGCUCACGGAUGGAAGUUCGAUCGAAGCGAGUUCACCUCGACGAUUGUGACCGAGUGGGACCUGGUAUGCGGUCGCAGUGGGCUCAAGCAGAUGGCGCAGACCGUUUACAUGGGCGGACUGCUGAUUGGGGCCGUGGUGUUCGGAGACCUGGGGGACAGGCUUGGCCGUGGUAGGGUGCUCUCCCUUUCGUACCUUCUGACAGCGCUGGCGAGCACGGCCACCGCUUUUGCACCCAACCUCGCCAUCUACACCGCAGGGCGCUGCGUGGUGGGGCUGGGCGUCGCGGGGAUCUCGCUCAACGCGUUCUCCCUGGGUGUGGAAUGGAUCGCGAUGAAGGACCGCACGCUCUACGGGAUGCUGAGCGGCGUCGCCUACACCACGGGGCAGCUCGUGCUGGUGGCGCUCGCUUACUACAUCCGCGACUGGAGGCACCUGCAGCACUCCAUCUCUGCCGCGUUCUACGUCUUCUUCCUGUGCUCCUGGUGCACCCCCGAGUCGGCGAGGUGGCUCGUGAUGCGCGGCCACUACGAGCGAGCGCUGCAUGGCCUCAAGCGUGUGGCCGUCAUCAACGGACGAAAGCGCGAAGCCGCACAGCUCACUGUGAACUAUCUCCGCAAAGAGCUGGAGGAGGAUACGGGCCCCCGUCGCUUUUACACCAUGUUCAACCUCCUCACCAUCCCCGCUCUGCGCCGCAGAACCCUCGUCAUGAGCCUCGUGUGGUUUUCCACAUCCUUCUCGUAUUAUGGAUUUGCACUCAACAUCCGGGGCUUUUCCGUCAACAUCUUCCUCAUGCAGGUGAUCUAUGGUGCCAUCGACUACCCGGCCAAGGUAGUGGGGUUGGUGGUGCUCAGCCUCCUGGGACGACGCGCCACGCAGGCCGGCUCCCUUGCGGUGGCCAGCAUCGCCAGCUUCUGCCUGCUGGCCAUUCCGGCUGAGAGCGGCACGGCUCGCACGUGCCUGGCGGUGCUCGGCAAGGGCGCGCUCUCUUGCUCCUUCAACUGCGCCUACCUCUACACGGGAGAGAUCUUCCCCACCGUCAUCAGACAGAGUGGCCUCGGCUUGUGCUCCACAAUGGCACGGGUUGGUGGGAUGCUGGCGCCGCUGGUGAUCAUGGCGGGCGAAAGUUUGCCGGCGCUGCCGCUCUCCAUGUACGGGAGCGCGUCGCUGGUCGCGGGGUCCCUCGUCUACUUCCUGCCCGAGACGCUCAACCGCCCGCUCCCAGAGACCAUCGAGGAGCUGUCAGCGGCGCAUGCGAGAGACAGGGAAAUACCCCUCAUGGAGAAGAAGAAAUAUCACACGAAUGGCGGCAAUGUGGAGCCUCAGCCGUCAUAACGUCGUCCCGCUCUCCUCCCGCCCGGCCAAUGCCACCACUUCCAAACCCAUCUACGAGCUGGCACCGCCGAGGUCAUGCUUCGAGUCCAGGCGGCUGCCUGUGAUUUAAACCUGCUGCUCAAGUGUCGUUAGUCCAUGGUGUCAGCCCACUGACCAGGGGGCGGAGCCACAGGGGGGGUUGGGGGGGGGCUUAGCCCCCCCUUAAAUUUUAGGAAAGU